AGACUCGAUUUGAAGCACGGCCGCAGAAGUGGAUUUGGGACGCGGCCAUCAUUAUCCCGAAACGACUUUUCCUGAAACACAGGAAAUCCAGCCUACAUGCAUAAUCCAUCAGGAACGGAGAAUCUGCAGCGACUUUAUUUAUCUGCUACAAACCGCAGGAGGAAUUAUUAAACACAACACCGCCCACACGAGGCAGUCUGCGGGUCCAGUCCGUGUCGUCCUUUAUCUGAGCUCCAGGCUGCUGCUCGAUUCUCCGCCCGCUACACAAUGGAGUCCCUCCGCCAUCAGCGCCUCCAGCCCGGGGUUAGCGGGACUCUGCGCGCCUCCCUGCGGCCUGGAGUCUCCCCGGGAUCCCGCAUGUCCCCCCAGGCUCCUCCGGGCCCUUUGCUCGGGUGUUCUGGGCCUCCGCCCCCGCUGCCGCCGCUCUCCACCCUCGGGGCCAUGGGCCUGGGCUCCAUGGACAUGUCGGGGAUGGGCUUCGGGAUCUGUAACCCGGCCAACCCCACCAACCCCGCCGUACUGAGGGAGGCCGUGGACGCGGUGGUCCGGAGCUUCGCCAAACACACUCAAGGAUACGGCAGGGUAAACGUGGUGGAGGCCCUGCAGGAGUUUUGGCAGAUGAAGCAAUCUCGUGGUGCUGACCUGAAAAAUGGAGCUCUGGUGGUGUAUGAAAUGGUUCCGUCCAAUAACCCUCCAUAUGUCUGCUACGUGAGCCUGCCCGGAGGAAGCUGCUUUGGGAGCUUUCAGUUUUGUCCGACAAAAGCUGAAGCACGGCGAAGUGCUGCCAAAAUAGCACUGAUGAACUCUGUCUUCAAUGAGCAUCCAUCCCGGCGCAUCACAGACGAAUUCAUUGAGAAAAGUGUGUGUGAGGCCCUGGCUUCCUUCAAUGGAAACAGAGAAGAAGCAGACAAUCCUAAUACAGGUAUUGGAGCAUUCCGCUUCAUGCUAGAGUCCAACAAAGGCAAAUCCAUGCUGGAGUUCCAGGAGCUGAUGACUGUUUUCCAGUUGCUGCACUGGAAUGGAAGCCUUAAAGCCAUGAGAGAGAGGCAGUGUUCUCGUCAGGAGGUGCUAGCUCAUUACUCCCACCGAGCACUAGACGACGACAUGCGGACGCAGAUGGCGGCAGACUGGGUGAGUCGAGAGCACGGCAUUUCUGGAACAAUCAGCAGAGAGCUGGCAGCCACUGAGCGUGAGCUCGAGGAUGCGAGGCUGGCUGGACGUGAACUUCGCUUCUACAAAGAAAAGAAGGACAUUCUGAUAAUGGCCUUGGGGCAGCUAGGUGGGUCAAACACCACCACACUGCCCUGCUCAUGCUGAACAAUCCACAGCAGUUCAGGCUGUGAUCAGAUUGUGAAGGACGUCAUAAUGUGGUCAGAGACAAUUUACCAAAACUCAUAAACAGUGUUAAAUUCAUAAUUUUUACACACCUAUGGAUUAUUCAUAUAUAUAAUAUCCAUCAUUGACCAAAAGUCAGAUUUACUGAUUAGUUCAACAAUUGCGAGUGCAACAAAUGCUAAAGCUUUCUGAGCAGAACACUGAAAAAGGUGCACCUAAAUUUGCUAAUUCAAAUGUGUACAUUUCCACACUAAGAAAAAUGUUGUAUUAAACAGCAACACAAUAUACUGUUUAUAACAGUAGUAUUGCUAUUCAUAAUAGUAAUAGUAAUUAAUAGUUUUACUACGGCUAAUAUUGUAAAAAAUAUAUUAAACAGUAAUAUUUACUGUUAUUGUUUAUUAGUAAUUGAUCUUUGUAAAACAUUAUGCUAGCAUAACAUGUUAUGUAAUAUAUAUUUUAUUAAUAUAGUAAGGAAAUUAUACACAUUUGAAUUAAAUUCGGUGCACAUUUUUCAGCUAAUGGAAGUGCUGUUUUAUGAAUCCCACAUCAGUAUUAUAUAUCAUUGCAGUAUUGACCUCACCACUGAUUUGAAUGUACCGUACGCACAUGCUUUAUCCAUGCGCACGUUUUUUUACAUGAGUGGAGGAGGAGAAUCAGAUUUUCUCCUUGAUUUAUGUUCCUUUUGCUGGUAACGCAGCUGUGAGAGACGCUCUUGUUCCAUGAUUUAAGCCAUUUAAGCAUCUGGGAUCAUUUAUAUCUGAACCGAGGCGAUUGUUUUUAUAUAAACACAUUUUAUUCAGAUGUACAGAUUUCCUGCCAGUUUCAACUGAAACUCCUCACAGAUUUAUUCACACAUUACAGUUACAAGGUUUCCUCUGCAGGCUUUGCCCUUUCAUGUGUUCUUUUGCAGCUCCUGUUGCUAUGCUGGACAGCUUUUACAGAACACUGGUAAACAAUCCUAUUAAACCCUACAUGAAUGACUGUAGCUCACAUCUUAGUAUACAUCAUGCAGCCUGACCUUUAGGCUGCAACUCUAAACACCAACCUAUUUUUAUACAUUUAUUUAUAAAUUUCAUGUAUUAUACGUUUAUUUACUAUUUUAUCUAGAGUCUUUAGGGUUGAAUAGGAUGUUAACCAAUGUUCUGUGAUGUUUGUCUACUAACGGUAGACUGUGAUGUUUGUCUACUAAUGGCUGCAGAAAACAAUCUGCAGGGCUUGUCAGGAUGACAGGACCAGGAUGGUGUAUGUGAAUAUUAUAUAUGACCAGGUAUGGCCUUUAUUUCUCCAAGACCACUACAUUUUUGCACUUGGUGCAUAUAUUAUGUUUUUAUUUUUUAUUUUUAUUUUCUUCAGCUAUUGCUUUUAGUACAAAUCCAUAUAAAAAAGGAACACAUUCCUAUGCAGAGAGACCUCAGUAUUGCUUGAUAAUUAUUACAACUUAUUAAACCAGAGCUGGUUAAAUUCUAAAAUAUAAUUAAUUGACUUCAGGUCUUCAACUGGAAAAGAAAUUUGAAUAGUGAGGAGGCUUGAAAUAAAUAUGCAGAUUAGAAGCUAAAUUAUAUUAUAAUUGUUUUUUUUUAAUAACGACAUAAUUCUGUUUUAAGGAUGGCCUUUAUGGCUUGUUUAAUGUUCUGAAAAUGUCUAAAAUAAGACUCUAAAUGCUCUUUGUGUAUCCAUGUGUAAUUGAUAUUCAUCAAGGUGCAGCAUAGGUUUAGGGCUGGAAACACAUUAUAAGAUUCAUUUUAUUGCCGAUUUGUAUUUGUUUUUACACAGAUUUCAUUCAGUAUUACAUAAUUGAUUAUGCAAAUUCAGCUUCAUUCACAACGCCUUCUGUUUAUGGCUUAAACAUUGACACUAUUGACUGUAUACAGACUGGUUUCUGGGGGCCUUUUUUACUUUCCAGCAUCAUCUCAUUUUAUAUUUGAUCAAGUUUCUAUUUCUUCUACAGCUUUUUUUAUAUUUGAAUGCAAUUAUUCUUAUAUCUUUUUAUCUGCUUUCUGUAAUGCAGGGCUGGCCCAAACAGUGUUUUACAUUCAUAACACAUUCACAUAUUCACAUUUAAUAAUUAGCAGUUCAGUACAGCUGUUAAAAAUAUAUUCAGUGAAUGAGACGAUUUAUUGAGAGUGUGUUUUUUUGAGAGUGCAAAUGAACUGAAAUCAGCUGUGAGCAAAUUUAGAAUGUGAGUGCUUAUCUUGAAAUGCAGGCCAAAUGUUAUGUGUAAGAAAUGCAGUCUGCUGAGUUAACUGUACUUCAAAAUCAAACCUGUUGUGCCUCUUUGGUAACGAGCCUCUUUAUUUCACAUUCUGGACUGGACAUUUUUCUUAUCAUCUUGUCUUGUAUAUAAAACAUCCACAAAAGAGCAUCUCUGUUCUCUAUGAGCUUUAAUGGCCACAUUGUUAGGAUAAAAGGCGCUCUGAAUUGAGGUGAUGGGGUCACCUGGUACGAAUUCCUCAGGCAUUAAACAUAAAAAAUACUAAAACACUUAAAUAGUAAAACAAUGCCCAUGUAACAAACAAGUGCUCAAGUAUUUUUGUAGUUGAUAGGGCCAGCCCUAGCCCAGUAUUGGGUUCUUUUUUUUAUGCAGUCUGACUUUUGUUACCUGUAGCCCUGUCUGGAAAUCGAAAUUGAAGUUUUGGGUUUGUCAGUUCAUAAAAAAUGUUACAAAAGAAAGCUGUCUUUACAAAGACAGUAUGGAUAUUUUUCACACUGAGUGCUGUUCUGGUCAACAAAGUAGCUUUUUAGUUUUCUGUGGAUUCUGAUUUACCUCAGUGAUGAAAAACCCGCUACAUAAAAAAACAAGCUUCAUAUAAACCAUGACGACCAUGGAAAACAACAAACAAAUGUAUUUCAGUUUAUAGUUAAUUUUCCUUUAUAAGAUGUAAGACAUAUAUGUGAGCUUUGAAAAGCAGUCAUUGCGCCUACAGCUCACGAACACCUUCUCUUUAUGAAACAAAAAAAUCAUAUUGUGAGUGCAGUCAUUGACAUCUCUGAGCCUUUAUUCAUUCCAAAAAGCUGAAAUUAAAGCUGUGGUUGUGCUAACAAAAUGCAAACUAGCCACAUGCUAAACAUCAAAACAACUGAAGUAAACGUAUUUCUGUUUUCUAAGCAAAAAAUAGCAACACUGCACUCUGAGAGGUUGUUGAGAAAUCAUUCCAAAUAUAUAUGCAGUCUUGUAUUGUACAUCUAUAAGGUUGUAUAGGGUUGUUAAUGUCUGUGCCUGGUUGCAUACAACAACUUAAGUCAUUGCUCUGAAUACUUUUCAAAAUAGCUAGCUAACAAGCUAGCCCUUUGUGCCAAUAACUAAAGUGAACAAAAAAAAAACAAUAUUGUUUAAUAUUUUUGUUGACUUAAAUCUUACUUAAGACCUAAUGGUAUGCUUGUGGAACCUAUUUAAAUUUAAAGUGUCUGAGCUGGGUUGUGCUGGUUUAUGCGGUCAUACAAAGAUGGUAUGUUCCUGACUGAUGCUCAACCUACGCUGCCAAUUAGAACAAGUCAUUUAAAUACAUUAGAUUUUGCAGCACAGUCUGUUUAAUUCUAAAGGAUUAAGAGAGGCUGGGAAAUAAUUAAAUGAUGUGACUUCGGUCAAUAAGCCAACACGAACUCUAUGGAAGCUCAGGGGAGAAGAAAAAUGUAGAAUAUAGCCUCUUAAUUAUUCUGUAAGGGUUUUCUUAAGGAAGCUUUACUUAGAUGUUUUAUGUGACCAGGCUCUGUGUUUGUUUAUCUGGUGCUGUAAGAGGUCCCUUAUCAUUAAGCCUCAUUAUGUCUCUUUAUGUUGUGUGGAAAGUUGAGUAGCCAUUAAAAACAAAAGUGCAAUCUGUAAUCUCCCAAAUAUCCAAUACCUUUGUGGUGACAUUCUCUACCGUUCAGAAGUCUGGAACCUUUUUUAUCAGUAGAAUAAAAAUACCUUUAAUAAUUCUAUAAAAUGACUGGAAUGCCUCCUGAUCACCUUUCAUAUAAAUUUACAGCUCAGAUCAUCAGCAAGACCAGUAUACACCUUAGAAGAGUCCAGAAUGACGAUUAGAGCUGAAGAUGAUUCUCUAACCUAAUUGAAGUUAUAAUUACAUUAUUGCUCAGAAAGAUACUUUUGUAUAUUUUAUUUGAAUGUUCCCUAUAUUAGUUAUUAAUGUUUAUAAUUCAAAAAGUGUAUUAAUAUGAGAAGUGAUUCCAGACUUUUGGAUGGUGGUAUGAAUGUGUAAACAUGAACAAUCUUGUGAAGUUUUCUUUUAAUAUUUUUUGUAAACUGUUUAUUUUUGUGUUUUGUUUAUUGUAUUUGUAUUACUCAUGUUUUUUGUGUAAUGGAUUUAAUUUAGUCCAGACAGCUGCAGUUGGAGCUCUGCAGUGGUGUGUGUUCGGACAGGUGGAGAAGAGUAUUGUUGAAUUCAGCAGUGAAGUAGCUGCUCUGAAUGUCAUUAGUGCAUGUAAAGCCUUUUAUACAACAUUAUCUAUUCAAUUUGUAUAACAGCCAUUUUGUUUUAUAUGACAGUUUUAUGAGUGAUUUCAACUAUCCACUUUGUAGAUUUAUAUUCUUUAAUAAACUUUUUU
Molecule: messenger RNA, 5877 nt
Organism: Astyanax mexicanus (Mexican tetra)
Lineage: Eukaryota; Metazoa; Chordata; Actinopteri; Characiformes; Acestrorhamphidae
Gene: lix1l
Product: limb and CNS expressed 1 like
Exons: 6
Coding region: 268-1317 (349 amino acids)
Biological process (GO): autophagosome maturation
Cellular component (GO): cytoplasm
Source: RefSeq, a predicted model, not a curated record